Taeniopygia guttata (zebra finch) is the source of this 4141-nucleotide messenger RNA. The record is from RefSeq and is a predicted model, not a curated record. NCBI's taxonomy places the organism in Eukaryota, Metazoa, Chordata, Aves, Passeriformes, Estrildidae.
CCCGAUUUGAGAGGCUCAAGUGUCGAAUUUAUGGCCCAAAAAUGACCCGAAAAAACCCCGAAAUUGGGUAAAUUGGGGCCGGGCUGGAAUUGGGGUGAAACCCCCCGAUUUUGGGUCCCCCAGCCCCAUUUUUCCUGCCAGGCCCGGCCGUGCCAUGGAGGAGGAGGAGGAGAAACCCCCCCGGGGGGGGGAGGAGCCGCGAGAGCAGCGGGAGGGACCCGGCCAGGGGCUACUGAAAGCUCUGCAGCGCCUCCUGAGCGGCGCCGGCACCUGGGGACAAGACCCCCCCCACAAGCCCCCCCGGCUGCAGCGCUGGUGCUGGGGAGCCCGGCCCGAGGGCGGCACGGUUUGGGAGCCCGUGGGGGGCCCGGGGGGGGCCCUGGAGCAGCUGCAGCUCAGCAGCGGGGAGGGGUCCCCCGAAGACGAGGAGCUGGAGUUGGUGGCCGAGGUCCGCGUGGCCGAUUUGGGGGGGCUGGCGGCCGCCUCGGGGCUCCUGCGCCGGGAGCGGCCCUGGAGAGCCCCCAAAGGAGGUCCCCUCCCUGGCUCCUCCUCCCGCCGCUGGCGCGUCCCCGGGGGUCCCCCGUGCCCCCCGGGCCCCCCCGCCGGGACCCCCCCGGCUCCUCCCCUCCCCCACCGGACCCGCCGCGCCCCUCCCCCGACCCCGGCCCGGCCUCGGCGCCCCCGGGGACCCCGAGCGGCGGCUCCGGGGGGGCCGGGGGGACCCCAAAAACAACAACAGCACCAACAACAACAGCGCCCCCCACAACCACCCCCCGCCGGCCGCGACGAGCCCGGCCGCGCCCACCCGCCGGAAAAAGCCGAUUCCUCCUCCUCUUCCUCCUCUUCCUCCUCUUCUUCCUCAUCCUCAUCCUCCUCCCGCUCUUCCUCCUCGCCCGCCUCCUCUUCCUCCUGCCCCCCGCCCGUUCCCGCCCGGCCCCGCUCGCCCUCCCUGGAUAUUUAUGAUCCUUUCCACCCCACGGACGAGGAGAACCCGGCGGGCGGCGGCGGCGGCGCGGCGCCGGAAUUCGGUUACGGCGCCGGUUCUGCCGGAACCGCCGGCGGCGCCGCCUCAUCUUCCUCGCCCGGCAAAGAGGCCGAAGGGCGGCAGGACCAGAAGUACGACCCCUUCGACCCCACCGGCUCCAACCCCAGCUCCUCGCGCAGCAGCCCCAGCCCCGAGGAGGAGGAGGAGGAGGAGGAGGAGGAUGAAGAGGAGGAGGAGGAAGAAGAGGAGGAGGAAGAGGAGGAGGAGGAGGAGGAGGAGGAGGAAGAGCAGCCGGCGCUGCCGGACGUCUCGCACAGCAUCAGCCGCAUCUCGGAGACCUUGGCCGGCAUCUACGACGACAACAGCCUGAGCCAAGACUUCGAGAAAGAUCCGGAGCCGGCGCCGCCCAAAACGCCGCCCAACGCGCCCGGCGCCGACUCCACGCUGCCCGAGGAGGAGGAGGAGGAGGAGGAGGAGGAGGAGGAGGAGGAGGAAGAGGAGGAGGAGGAGGAGGAGGAAGAGCGGGAGGAAGGCUCCUCGCCCCGCCGUGCCGCCGCCGCCGCCGUGGAGGCGGAGCCGCGCCGCCGCGUCUUCGUGGUGGAUCUGGGCGGCAAAGGCCGCGCCGAGAGCGAGGCGCACGCCAAAUUCGACGGCAAGCUCUCCCUGGAGGUGGUGACCGCCGGCAACGCCAAAGCGCCGCCGGCAGCACCGCAACCCCGCGGUGGAGGAACCGCCAACGCCGCCGGAACCGCUGCAGGGGCGCCGAAACCGCCGCGGCACCGCGGGCGGCGCGAGUGGGGCACGCCGGGCGACUCGGAGAUCGAGGAGGGCGAGAUCGUGCAGCCGGAGGAGGAGCGCUUCAGCCCGCUGCGGAUCUUCCGCGGCACCGCCGGCACCACCGGGAGCGCCGGGAACGCCCGUGGCCGCGCGCCGGAGCCGCGAGCGCCGCGGCUGCCCGAGGGCGGCGACGAUUUCCUGUCGCUGCACGCCGACUCGGACGAAGAGGCCGAUUUCGGCGCCGAGUCGCAGCCGGAUCCGCGCUGGAAAAGCGGCGGCGCCGCCGGCGGCGGUUCCGACCUGCGGCGCAAAAUCCUGAGCCAGCGGCGGCUCCGCGCGCCGCCCUCGCUGCGCUCGCCGUCGGCGGCGUCCCGCAAGAAAUCCAAACGGUCCCGCGAGCGCGGCGGCUCCUCCGGCACCGGCGGCACCGCCUGGGCCGGCGGCAGCGCCAAGAAAGCGCCGGAGCCGGCGCCGAAAUCGAAGGAGCGGCACCGGCGGCGCGGGUCGCGGUCGCGGUCGCGCCGGCGCUCGUGGUCGCGGCGCUCGCGCUCGCGGGAGAAGCGGCGGCGGCGGCGCUCCGGCAGCUCCGGCCGCUCGCGGCACAAGGAGAAGCACCGCGGCGAGAAGAAGAAGAAGAAGCAGCGCUCGCGGUCCCGGGAGCGCCGCGGCUCCCGGCGCGACGCCGAGGCCAAGGCGGAGAAGGGCGAGGCGGCGCGGCGCCGCGAGCCCCGCGCCGUGGUGCCGCCCUCGGUGCAGGAGCUGAACGACUCGGACCUGUUCGCCAUCAAAAGGACCAUCACGGUGAGCCGGCGCGCCGCCGGCACGCCCGAGCCCAAGCGGGAGGUGCUCUACGACUCGGAGGGGCUGAGCUUCGAGGGCUUCUCCGACCGCGAGCACGCCGAGCCGCCGGCGCGCAAAACCGACGCGCGGCCGGCGCCCAACGAGCCCGGCAAGAAGGAGAAGGAGAGGAAGCGCGGCCGCACCGAGGAGCGGCCGCCGGCCAGGGAGAAAUACAAGAAGAAAUUCAAGGAUUACGCCGAGCCGGCGGCGGUUGAACCGGUGAAAAACAAGGAGAAACAACGGGAAAAAACCGGGCGGAAAGGCAAAACCGCGCACGGCAAGGAAGCGGCGGAAACGGCGGCACCGAAAGCUCCGGCGGUGCCGGCGGCGCCGAGGAAGGUGAAGCUGCAGUCCAAGGUGUCGGUGCUGAUCCGUGAGGGCGUCAGCUCCACCACGACGCCCGGCAAGGACGGCGGCACCGCCGGCAUCGGGGUGAAGUUCGCCCGCAACGCCGAGAGCCGCGCGGCGUUCCUCAAGGCCGAGGAGAAGGCGGAGAAAGGAACCCCCAAACCCGAACCGCGGAACGAGGCGGGGGCGAAACCGCGCAAAGCCAAACCCCCCAAAACCAAGGGCGCGGUCAAGAAGGUGAAGGUUAAAACCAAGGGUGAAGCGCGCAAGAAGAGGAAAACCAAAACCAAAACCGGCGCUGGCGGCGCUGCCGCGCUGAAGAAAUCCAAGGCCGACAGCUGCAGCCAAAGCGCCGCCUCCCCCCCGCUCCGCCUGCCCCCCAAAACCGAACCCGCCUGGUCCGGCUCGGAGAAAUCCGCCGGGGGGACCCCAAAACCUCCCAGCCCCCCGUCACCGGCGGUGGCGGCGCCGAAAUCGGUGAGCGCGGCCGGCGCGGCGGAGCGGGAGCUGACGCCGGACUCGCAGACGGUGGACAGCAGCUGCAAGACCCCCGACGUGUCCUUCCUCGCCGAGGACGGCGCCGCGGCGCCCCCCAAAACCGAGGGGACGGGCGUGGGGGACCCCCAGAGUGGGGCGGACCCCGAGGCCGACAGCCGCAGCGAGGGGAAGGACGACGGCGGCAGAGCGGCACCGGCGGCACCGGCGGCACCGGCACCGGCACCGGGCUGGAGCCUGCAGGGCGGCGUGGACUGCGCCACCAGCGGCGUCCUGGCACUGACGGCGCUGCUGUUCAAGAUGGAGGAGGCCAACCUGGCCAGCCGGGCCAAGGCGCAGGAGCUGAUCCAGGCCACCAACCAGAUCCUGAGCCAGGGCAAGGCCGCCCCUCCCCCCCUGGGCCCCGCCCCGCCCCCCCCCGCCCCCCCGGGCCCCCCCCAGGCCCCCCCCCGUACCUGCUGCCCCUCGGGGGGGGCCCCCCCGCGCCCCCCACCCCCACCCUGCCCGGCCUGGGGGGGGCGGGGCCCGGAGCCCCCCUGUACGGGGGGGACAGGAGGGACAGCGAGGGCAGAGGGGACAGCGACAAGUACCUGCAGAAGCUGCACACGCAGGAGCGCGCGGUGGAGGAGGUGAAACUCGCCAUCAAACCCUUCUACCAGCGCAAGGACAUCAGCAAGGACGAGUACAAGGACAUCC